Phlebotomus papatasi is the source of this 2985-nucleotide messenger RNA. RefSeq lists its product as uncharacterized. Lineage: Eukaryota; Metazoa; Arthropoda; Insecta; Diptera; Psychodidae. Bases 294 to 2069 code for a protein of 591 amino acids. Gene Ontology annotation, biological process: cell adhesion; extracellular matrix organization. Gene Ontology annotation, cellular component: extracellular matrix. Gene Ontology annotation, molecular function: cell adhesion molecule binding. The record is from RefSeq and is a predicted model, not a curated record. The transcript is spliced from 5 exons.
GCUUUUUUUUUAAUAAUUAGCUCAUUAUAUUUCUCUGAAAGAAUAAUUUGAUUUUCCUAAUAAAAGUUUAUUCUGAAAAGUGUUACCAUUAGAAUAAAACAACGUUGAAUAUCAAAAAAUAAACAUACAUAUAUUUUCCUUAUUCACAGGCGCCAAUUUACCGUUAGCACAUAGAAAGGAUUGAAGACUUAUUUAAAAUUCAUCAUGAAAAGGAAUCUUUAAUGUGAUAACUGAUAUAUAAAAGGACUAUUGAAGAAAAUAUAAUAAAUUUUGGUGAAGACACUAAAUAAGCAAUGAUUAUGGAGAAGGUGCUUUUUUAUUUUGUGGCUCUGUCAUGGGCAUCUACAUCACUGGCACACGAAGAAGUGCCAUUCAACACAUCCAUCAAGUUCAACUUGAAAAACAAUGAGUACUUGACAGAGAAAAUAAUUCCGGAUAUUCAGUUUGUUGUUCAAAAACAACUGAAUGAUAAAAAAUUCGAAACACUAAAUAUGUUUCUGAUCAUUCUCAAGAAUUCAUUAAUUGAUAGCGGCUACAGAGUCACAAAGGAUAUCCCAUUUACAAUAAUCGUACCUAAAGUGGAUACAAAAAGUGUUGACAAGAAUCGGUUAAGAGAAUUUUUGUUGGAACACAUCAUACCGGGCAUAGCUUUUCAGACAUUCACCGAUGACGAUAUAUAUGGCAAUGGAAAUUAUCACAAAUUGAUGUUCACAAAACUACAAAAAGAUGAUGAAAUGCAGUGGUUUAUAAAUGGUGUAAAAAUCUUACGCAUGGAGAUCAUUAAUGAUCGAAUGUCCGUAAUCUUUAUAGAUGGUCUUUUGGGGGAUAAACGAAGUACUACAUACUCGAAAAGAAAUAUUCAAGAGACAAAUCGUUAUAAUGAACCCCAACGUUUAGAAAUGAAAAAUACUACUAAGCAUGAAACUAUAGUCGCAAAAGACAACAAGAUAUCCCCGUUGAUGACGUUUCUAGCUGGGAUGAAAACAGGCACCAAAGUAUUUCAGCAUUUCUUGACUAAGAGUAACUUGUCGCAUUAUCUAAACGACGCGCAUUAUGUUGUACUCAUUCCCACGGAUAAUGCAUUUCAGCGAUGGCAUCCAAUUGACUGGGGAUUCUAUCCAUUCAGCGUACAAGAGUUUACUGAGAGUGUGUUGCGAAAUCACUUUAUUCAACUCAAAACGCCACUUCGCAUGGAAGAUAUUAAACGUAUUCAAGGUGAACGAAAGCUUAAAACUCUUGGAGGAGAGACAGUCGCCUUUAGGAGCUUUCCUACUCCUAAUAUCAACAAUGUGACUAUUCUUUCGGAUCAUUCCCUUUCAAAUGGGAAUCAGGUGUUUCUAAUUUCUGAAGUACUUUUUGUAUCCGAAGCUAUUGUCUCGCGCCUGCAUCAAAUGCACAAAGACAAGGAGACACCACCUCUGUUAGCCUUUCCUUGGUUUGGCGCUCAAUUUCUAUCUCAUUCCUUCCUUGCCCUCGAGCGUGACAGUCGAUUUACACAAAUUACAAGAAUCCUCAACAUAGCUGAAAUUGCUCCUUUUGUUUCUGGCUCCAACUAUACGUUUUUUGUGCCAAUGGAUUGUGCUUUUGAGAAGCUUGGUUAUACCGUUUUGCCAGAUAAUGUUCUCACAUCAGAAGAAGGAAUACGUAUGCUGCUAAAUCACUUUGUACGUGGUCGUCUCUAUGAUCGAGACUUACGCCAUAAUGAAGUAUUUGAAACUGUGGGUGAAGGAGCGAUUCGUAUAGAAAGAUCUGUAUCAGGAAAUGUGACUGUAAACAAUGCUAAUAUUAUUGAGAAGGAGCACUUUGUGUACAAUCUGGGAACAAUGUUCUAUAUAGAUAGCAUUUUAUAUUCGGAAUUGGUACAAGGAAGUUUUACUACAACAGAAUCACCUUCCCCAACUUUUUCACAGGAAGUUCAGACUGUGAAAAACAAUAUGACUGUUGAAGAAAGUAUCGAGGGGAAGAGGGAGAACGAGGAACCGAGUUUGAUUGAAGAUGAUAUUCUUUUCGAUGAAGAUAUUACACCCAGGGCACUUCCUGUACGAUUUCAGGUAAAAUCUCCGAAAUAAACAACAACGAAAUCAAACACUAAUUUUUUAGGCAUUUCCUAAUGCAGAUAAUAACGUAUAAUUCCUAGUGAUUAUCUCUGUCCGACAGAUUUUCCUUUAAAACCUUUUUAAUAUGUUUUGCAAAUAGAUUUAAAUUUGUUGUAUAAUAUAAUUACGAGCGAAUACCAAAAUUAGAAAAUAUAUAGUGGAUUGCAACAACAAAGAUGUGAUUAAUUUUUUAUUUUACUAAGGAUUCCGUCUUAAAGAUGUAUUCCAAUAAAAUUUUAAACUAUUUUGUAUGCAUGGUUAAUAUGAGAUAAUAACAAUUAUAUAUAAAAAUAUACAGUCUUUGCUAUGUAAGUUGGAUAUAUACAAUAUCAAUUUUAUUUAUGUAACUUACAGUAAAGAAUUUCGUUUAGCUCGUUAAAAAAACUCAUAAAUUUUUUUCUUUUGCGUUUUUGUAAGUAAGGCAAGCAUAACAUCCAAAUUUGUUUAUUUCGGUACAAAAAAAAUAUUUUAGUAUAUAUAUAUAUAUAUAUAUCAACAGAUUUUACUCAUUAAUUGUGUAUGAAAUUAAGAAUAGUAUAAUAUAUAUGCUACUGGCAAUCAUUUUUUUAAGUGCGACUAUGUUUAGAAUUUGAACUAAACACGAAGCAACAUUUAUUUUGUAAUUGAAUGCACAUUACCAUUUAAAACUACGUAAUUUUGAUGAGAUAAAUUGAAAAAAAAAGUCCGAAUGAUACAGUAAAAGUCAAUGAUGACAAAGUAAAAGUAAAUAAAGAUUAGUAAGAACAAAAGAAGAAUAACCAUAUAAUAUCCAUUAUAUCUCACGAUUUUCUAAAAUUCUUGUUCUCUCUGUACGAUUUUUGUAUGAUCUUAAGCAUUACUUUUCUCAAAAAUAAAUUACGUGUUAGAUAAAUAUCUACAUUUUUUACUG